CAAGCUACUCGGACUACAAACGGAAACCAGAACCGACACAAAAUACUGUCCCUUGCCUACAGACUCUGCUUUCAGGUGUCUGUUUAUAGAUAUUAGAAUACGAAAGAAGAUGAAUAAUUGUUUGCUGGUGCUGGCUACCCAGUUUGUGUUGUGAGAAGUUUGAGAACCCAACAUUUGCACAAAUGCAGGAUCAUACUUAUUAUUUAGCAGAAGAAAAGGCGAGGGAGCGUGAACCCUCGCCGUCAAAGAAGCGAAAACGUGAAGAAGUAAAACGAAGUCGGGAUCGACGACGGCAGAAAACAAGGAUAAGCAUUGGUGUGGCCUUUCCCAAAUGGAAAUCGCUGAUGAGGAACAAAGGUUUUCAGAGUGACGCCGAAGUUGCCUGUUUUCUGCUGGACAGCUAUGAGAGAGGUCACGCAACAUCGACUCCCAUGAAGGGAAAACCUUUUCGAGUCACAGCUCCAGCAGUGGCUAGCGUUGGUGCUUCGAGUGGGACGGACAGAGAUAAGCAUCUGAAUGUCAUUGCAGAAGCCACAGAAAGUCAGGGCCUUGACCAAAGCUUGAGCAUGUUUGAGGAGGACAAUGUUUUCAGUGACCCCUUGAACAGUGUAAUUGAUUGGGUAGAAGGUUCCCCUUACUUUCAUCAACAAGAUGGUGGAGAGAAGGACGAUUGCUCUGAUGAAGAGUAUCUUCCACCAAUUUGUAUACGAAUGGGUGGAGCAUUAAAGACAGCACCAUCAAUUGAUCGACUUCCAGUUAUUGGAAUCGACGAGACUGUGCAUGACCAGCCUGCACACGAAGACCCUCCCGAUGAGCCUUCUCCCUGUGAUCAGGCCCCUGUUUUCCCAGGCCCACAGCAUGUCCUUUGUGAAGAUGACAUCAUAGGUGCCAGAGCUUCAAUAGUAUACGAGGACUGCUUGAGACAACUGGCUACAUUUCUGAUCCUGCCUGUGAAUAAAUGUACAGGCCUUUUGAUUGAGACUGGUGGAGUGUGCGACUGCGUCUCCCCCUUUGAGAUCAACAUCACUUCCAAGGGCACAGCAACGAGUGUCGAAUGGGUCUGUCCCAAUGGACACAGCGUGUGGAGGUGGAAUUCCCAGCCUGUAAUGAAGUUUGGGAUGCAAGCUGGAGAUUUUCUCUUGUCCACCAACAUUUUGUUGUCUGGCAGCAACUAUGCAAAGGUUGCCCUCUUGUUCAAAUUUAUGAACAUGGGGAUGGUGAACAAGAACACCUUCUUCUCCAUUCAGGACACUUUCUGUGUUGACACAGUAAAGGACUUCUGGGAAGAGAGAAGGUCUGAGGCCCUCAGUCGCCUUCAAGGGAAAGAUGUUGUGGUCUUAGCGGAUGGCAGAAAUGACUCGCCGGGCCAUUGUGCACAGUACUGCAGCUACACCACCAUGGAGAAUGACACCAAGGAGAUAAUUCAUGUUGUCACCAUAGACAAGCGGCACACAUCCUGGAACUCUGCUGUCAUGGAGAAGGAGGGUUUUAUCGAGACUGUGGACAAGCUUACAUCAGAGAUCAAGCUAGCGGAGAUCUGCACAGAUGCUCAUGCCCAGAUCGGAGCGCUUAUGAACCCUGACGAAGGCAGAUACAAGGCCCUUGGAAUUCAUCACAGUUUGGACAUGUGGCAUGGUGCCAAAAACCUGGCCAAAAAAAUAGCUGCUGCAGCAAAGAUAAGAGGACAGUCCAUUCUCCUCAUCUGGCUGAAAGACAUCGUAAACCAUUUUUGGUGGUGUUGUAAGACAGCUCACACAUCCGAGCAGUUUCUUGCGCUAUGGGUUGGCAUCCUUCACCAUGUCUGUGACAUUCACACCUGGACUAUGGGAAGAUGCCAACAUGGGCACCUGGAAGAGACACGUGGAAAGGAGUGGAUCCAGAGAGACUCCAAGUGCCACCAAGCUUUAGUAGACAUCGUUCUCAAUAAGCGUUGGCUGAAGGAUGUACAUAAAUAUCUGCGCUUCAGAUCAACUGCAGAUCUAGAGGUAUUCCAGAAUCAUAUUCUGAUGUAUGCCAGCAAGUGCUACGCUUUCAGUCCCCCAGUUUAUGAAGCAAGAGUUCUGCUUGCUGCUCUGGACUAUAAUUUCCACCGGAACCGACCAACAAUGAAAACAGCGGAAGGCAAAGAGAUUUUCAGAAGGCUGUACAAGAAAAACGGCAGAAGAUACAGCGUAUACGCCCUGAAAUCUGAAAAAACCUACGGAUACAUCUCUGAGUUGCAGGCAAGGAUUGUAAAGAGGAGCAUCACAAGUGGAGUGGGGAUGCCUAGAAGGAGGACCCUUCGACCAGAUGACCCCAGAGAGUUUGGUUUGGUGCCCUCCAUACCUGCACCAGGUCUAGUGUUCCCUGCAGAUGUCCAGCAGGUGUUGGUCAUUAAAGAAGAGGUUCCCUCUGAAUGGAGCCCCAGACUGGACCAGGAGGACUCAGAGCCCCUACACAUAAAACAGGAGCAGGAGGAACUCUGGACCAGUCAAGAGGGAGAGCAGUUUAAUGGGCUGGAGGAGGCUGAUAUCACCAGGUUCCCAUUCACUGCUGUUCCUGUGAAGAGUGAAGAUGAUGAAGAGAAACCUCAGUCUUCACAGCUUCAUCGAAGCCAAACUGAGGACAACAGAGAGGCAGAGCCUCCAACCAGCAGCUCAGCUAUGCAAAUAAAAACAGAAACUGAUGGAGAGCAUUGUGCAGGAUCGAAAGCAGCCAGGAACCUAGAUCCAGAUAUUAAUUUACAACCAAAUACUGAUGAAAAGGCUUCAGACUCUUCUGAGACUGAAGUCAGUAAUGAUGACUGGCAAGAACCUUUGUCAGAUUCUGGACCUGAAACGGAAGUCAUUGACAAUGAUUGGAAGGAGACCAGGGCACCCGAGUCAGGUGUAAAUGCUCUGGAAUAUAAGGAAGCCCCUGUAAGUGAUGUGGGAUGUAAUACUGGAAAAAAAUCCUUCAGCUGCUUAAAGUGUGGUAAAGGAUUUCAUUACAAGGGGUCUCUUCAGAGACACAUGAUAUGUCAUUUAGGAAAAAGGUCCUCCAGUCGUUUGGUUAAUAAGAAAUGUUUUAGAGUGAAGCAAAAGGUAGAUUCACAGAUGAGAGUCCACACAGGACCGAAACCAUUUCGCUGUGGUGUUUGUGGGAAAAGAUUUACAGAACCGGGAAAGCUGAAGACACAUAUGAGAGUCCACACAGGAGAGAAACCAUUUGGCUGUGAUGUUUGUGGUAAAAGAUUUAACCAGAACACAAAUCUUAAGACACACAUGAGAGUCCACACAGCAGAAAAACCAUUUGGCUGUGAUGUUUGUGGUAAAAGAUUUAACCAGAAGAAAAAUGUGAAGACACACAUGCAAGUCCACACAGGAGAAAAACCAUUUCACUGUGGUGUUUGUGGUAAAAGAUUUAACCAGCAGACACAUCUUAAAAUACACAUGAGAGUCCACACAGGAGAGAAACCAUUUGGUUGUGAUGUUUGUGGUAAAAGAUUUAACCAGCAGCCACAUCUGAAGACACACAUGAAAGUCCACUCAGGAUAGAAACUGUUCAGUUGCAGGGUUUGUUGUGAAAGAUUAAUUACGUAAGUGUGUUGGUAAGAACCACAGCAGUUUUCAUUGUCUUUUGUUGUGUUUACUUUAAAAUAUGUUAAAAAAACCUUCCUUGGUUGCUUACUUUACCACAAAUAUCUAUAUAUUCUGUCUAUAAAGGUUCUUCCUCAUCCAGGUUGUAGGGUUCCUAAAAGGACUAAGUCAAAGGCAGCUGGACUUUGUUUUAUUCCUAAAGACAUUUCUCCACUCAUGUAAAAGGCCUCUUCUGUUCUCCUGACUGGUGGGAGGUCCCAGGAAUCAGCCACAAAUGGAGCAUGAGAACUGGUUACCUGACUCACGUCGGCAGCCAUUCAUUAAUAAAGUUGCUCACUGGGUGCAUUUUUUCAUUGUCA
This is a messenger RNA of Siniperca chuatsi (mandarin fish), 3916 nucleotides long. RefSeq lists its product as uncharacterized. Gene Ontology annotation, molecular function: DNA-binding transcription factor activity; RNA polymerase II cis-regulatory region sequence-specific DNA binding. The transcript has 14 exons. The coding region runs from base 183 to 3515 and encodes 1110 amino acids. NCBI's taxonomy places the organism in Eukaryota, Metazoa, Chordata, Actinopteri, Centrarchiformes, Sinipercidae. The record is from RefSeq and is a predicted model, not a curated record. Gene Ontology annotation, biological process: regulation of transcription by RNA polymerase II.